Onthophagus taurus is the source of this 720-nucleotide messenger RNA. It is a transcript of the gene mRpS25, whose product is annotated as mitochondrial ribosomal protein S25. Lineage: Eukaryota; Metazoa; Arthropoda; Insecta; Coleoptera; Scarabaeidae. The record is from RefSeq and is a predicted model, not a curated record. Gene Ontology annotation, cellular component: mitochondrion. Gene Ontology annotation, molecular function: structural constituent of ribosome.
GAUUAAAAUUUUGAGACGCCCUCUAUACAACAAAUCUCAACGUUGACAGUUUAGAAUUAAUUUUUAGGUUAUGGUUCUAAUUUAAGCCACUUUCAUUAAAAAAAUCGAAACAAAAUGCCGUUUAUGAAAGGUAGAGCUCCUAUUCGUAGGACUAUGCAAUAUUUAGAAGCCGGUAAAUUAGUUUUGAAGGAUCAAAUUAAGAUAUUUACCGUUAAUUAUAACACCGCUGGGGAGCAUCAUCAAGGGACGAAAGACUUCGUGUUUUGGUACUUGCCACAACUCCAAUAUAAAAAUCCCAAUGUACAAAUAUGUACUUUUAAGAAUAAAACGCCUUCGCCGUUUAUACGAUGUUUUUAUGAAAGUGGACAAGAAAUGUUGAUAGAUGUGCAUGGUAAAACCAAAGAGGAGAUUGUUAGUCAUUUACUUAAGGUUGUUGGGAAAACAACGGAAGUUUUGGCAGCUGAAUUAAUAGCUCGAGAGAAAAAGGAUAAUCCAGCCAACUUUGGGGUCAUGUGCGAACGAUCUUGUAUUUGCCAAAUUCCUGGUCAAGUACCAUGUCCUGGAGUAUGUCCAUUACCCAAUCAAAUGAGAGGAAAAUAUAAAUUUGCUGUAGAUUAAUUUGAAUUAAUUAGAUUAUUUUAGAAAGUAUAGAUCAUUUUUGUAUUGGUUUAAGUUAUACAUAUAAAAAUCAUUCAAAAUUAAAUCAAAAUUUUUUUUUUA